Molecule: messenger RNA, 5871 nt
Organism: Tachysurus fulvidraco (yellow catfish)
Lineage: Eukaryota; Metazoa; Chordata; Actinopteri; Siluriformes; Bagridae
Gene: hdlbpb
Product: high density lipoprotein binding protein b
Exons: 28
Coding region: 249-4037 (1262 amino acids)
Cellular component (GO): nucleus; cytoplasm
Molecular function (GO): mRNA binding
Source: RefSeq, a predicted model, not a curated record
AAUCAAAUUUAAGGUUUGAAUCACUAUUCGACUCUUAUGAGCCGUUGCUUGAAGAACCGACUCUUGGCGAAAUGAAUCAUUUUCAGUGUUUACAGUCAGCUGUCAAGAAAUAAAAAAGCGGCUCUUCUUCUCGUCUGAUCAGGACCGAAAACGCCAACCAGCGCUGAAGACGUUAACGUAACGCCCUUCAGGACGGACUCUCUGGUUUUCGACCUUUCGCAGUGGGAAAGCGGAUCAACCCUCGUAACAUGAGCUCGGUGGCUGUGUUGACUCAGGAGAGUUUUGCUGAGCACCGAAGUGGGCUGAAGGACACGCAGAUCUCAGGUGGCAUUUCUGAGGAUGAAGCAUACAUUCCCACCUACCUGGAAGCUUUCCCUCCGUUGCCAGAGAAAGGCACCCCGGGGGAGAGAUCAGGAGCUCCUGUGGGCGCUUGGAGCAAAAUACGACCCAUCAAAGCUUCGGUCAUUACACAGGUGUUCCACGUGCCUCUGGAGGAGCGUCGAUACAAGGACAACAGCCAGUUUGGGGAAGGAGAAGAAGCCAAAGUGUGCUUAGACAUCAUGCAGAAGACCGACGCUCACAUUGAACUCUCUCUGGCCAAAGACCAAGGCCUUUCCAUCAUGGUGACGGGGAAGCUCGAGUCGGUCAUGAAGGCUCGCAAAGAAAUCGUGGCUCGACUUCAGACUCAGGCUUCAGCCACAGUCAUCAUUCCGAAGGAACACCAUCGCUUCGUAAUUGGGAAAAAUGGAGAGAAACUACAAGAGUUGGAACUAAAAACAGCCACUAAGAUCACUGUUCCACGUCCCGACGACUCGAGCGCUAACAUCCGUAUCACCGGCACCAAAGAGGGCAUUGAGAAAUCCCGACAUGAGAUCUUGCUCAUCUCUGCAGAACAGGACAAACGCGCUGUGGAGCGUCUGUCUUUAGAGAAAGUCUUUCAUCCUUUCAUCGCCGGCGCGUACAACCGACUGGUCCAGGAGCUGAGCCAAGAGACGGGCGCUCGCAUCAGCAUCCCACCACCUAGCCUGCUCAAGGACGAGAUUGUCAUCACCGGGGAAAAGGAGGCGGUCGCCAUGGCGAUCACGCGCAUCCGUGCCAUUUACGAGGAGAAGAAGCGUAAAACGACAACCAUCUCCGUGGAAGUGAAGAAGUCUCAGCAUAAAUACAUCAUUGGUCCAAAGGGAAACAGUCUGCAAGAGAUCAUGGAGAGCACCGGUGUGUCUGUGGAGAUGCCCCUGCUAGACUCCAGCUCUGAGACCAUCAUCCUCAGAGGAGAACCGGACAAAUUGGGACCUGCCCUGACCCAGGUGUACGCCAAGGCUAAGAGUGUAGUGGCAGUGGAAGUGAUCGCACCUGCUUGGCUCCAUCGAUUCAUCAUAGGAAAGAAAGGACAGAACAUUGGCCGCAUCACACAGCAGCUCCCCAGGGUGCACAUCGAGUUCACGGACGGGGACGAGCGGAUCGUUCUGGAAGGCCCGACAGAGGAAGUGGAGCAGGCUCGGUCUCAAAUCCAGGAGAUUAUUAAUGAUCUGAUGUCAAGGAUGGACUACACAGAAAUUAACAUUGACCAGCGUUUUCAUAGACACCUCAUUGGCAAGAACGGCGCGAACAUAAACCGGAUCAAGGAGCUGUACAAAGUGUCGGUGAGGAUUCCUCAGGACUCGGACCGCUGCGGGCUGGUCCGCAUUGAGGGAGACCCUCAGGGAGUGCAGCAGGCUCGCAGGGAACUGGUGGACAUGGCCCAACGCAUGGAAAACGAGCGCACCAAAGACCUGAUCAUAGAGCAGAAGUUUCACCGCACCAUCAUCGGCCAAAAGGGAGAGAAGAUCAAAGAAGUGCGAGACAAGUUUCCUGAGGUCAUCAUCACGUUUCCGGACCAGUCUCAGAAAAGUGACAUUGUGCAGCUCCGUGGGCCAAAGAAUGAGGUGGAGAAAUGUGGCAAAUUUCUCCAGAAACUCCUGCUGGAGCUGGUUGAAAGCAGCUACUCCAUAUCUGUUCCCAUAUUUAAGCAGUUUCAUAAAAAUAUCAUCGGCAAAGGAGGUGCCAACAUAAAAAAGAUCCGUGAAGAGACCAACACAAAGAUCGAUCUCCCCACAGAGAACAGCGACUCUGAGACGAUUAUGAUCACCGGUAAGAAAAGUAACUGUGAGGCAGCGCGGGACCGCAUCCUGUCCAUCCAGAGAGACCUGGCGAAUCUGAAGGAAACAGAGGUCACCAUUCCAGCCAAGCUGCACAACUGCCUGAUCGGGGCAAAGGGGUGUCUGGUGCGCUCUGUGAUGGAGGAGUGUGGAGGCGUUCACAUUCACUUCCCCGCUGAGGGCUCAGGGGUGGACAGGGUGACCAUCCGUGGGCCUGCAGAAGAGGUGGAGAGAGCCAAGAAACUGUUACUGCAGCUCGCUGAAGAGAAGCAAGUCAACAAUUUCUCAGUAGAGCUGCAGGCCAAGCCCGAGUACCACAAGUUCCUCAUUGGCCGAGGAGGGGCGAACAUUCGGCGUGUGCGCGACCGGACAGGAGCUCGUAUCAUCUUCCCUUCACCCGAAGAACCAGAGCAUGAGUGCAUCACCAUCGUGGGCCGAGAGGAAGCCGUGCUGCUCGCUCAGAAAGAGCUGGAGAACCUCAUAAAAAACCUGGAGGAUGUGAUAGAGGACUCUAUGGUCGUGGACCCACGGCAUCACCGUCACUUCGUUUGUCGGCGAGGGCAGGUGCUGAGGGAGCUAUCAGAGGAGUACGGUGGCGUCGCCGUUAGUUUCCCUCGUACAGGAACCCACAGCGACUGCAUCAGUCUGAAAGGAGCACGAGAGUGUGUGAAUGCUGCAAAGAAGCGCAUCCAGGAAAUCAUUCAGGAUCUGGAGUCUCAGGUGAGCGUGGAGGUGGUGAUUCCUCAACGCUACCAUAGAGCCAUGAUGGGACCCAAAGGCUGCAGGAUCCAGCAGAUCACCCGAGAGCACGAGGUCCAGAUCAGAUUCCCAGAGAGGGAGGAAACCUCAGCUCAGGAAACGUCUCCGGUGGAGAACAGCAGCACCAGCCAAGAGACGGACUCCGUGCCAAGGAAAUGUGACAUCAUCACUGUGACGGGUCGUGCAGAGAAGUGCGAGCUUGCUCGAUCGGCCCUGCUAGCACUGGUUCCUGUGACGGUUGACUUGGAGGUGCCCAACGACCUGCACCGCUACAUCAUUGGCCAGAAAGGAGCCGGAAUCAGGAAGAUGAUGGAGGACUACGAGGUGAACAUCUGGGUUCCUCAGGCUGAGCAGCAGUCUGUCGUGAUCAAGGUCAUGGGGCAGGAGGUCAGCGUCGAGAGAGCCAAGCAGGCGCUGAUGUGCCGAGUCAAGGAGCUCCAGGCAGAGCAGGAGGAGCGGGCUUUACGCAGCUACAAGGUGACCCUCUCGGUCGACCCUAAAUACCACCCCAAAAUCAUCGGCCGUAAAGGAGCCGUGAUCUCGCAGAUCCGCAAAGACCACGACGUCAACGUGCAGUUCCCUGACAAGAGCGACGAGGAGCAGGAUGCGAUCGUGAUCUGGGGUUACGAGCGCAACGUGGAGGAGGCCAAGGCAGCUAUAGAGCAGAUGGUCGCAGAGCUGGAGGAGAUGGUGAGCGAGGACAUCCAGCUGGAUCGCCGAGUCCACGCACGCAUCAUCGGGGCACGUGGGAAAGCCGUCCGCAAACUCAUGGAGGAGUUUAAAGUAGAUAUCAGGUUUCCUCAGCAAGGCUCAGACGACCCUGACAAAGUGACGGUCACGGGCCUGCCAGAGAACGCUGAUAAAGCCAUCGACCAUCUGCUCAACCUGGAGGAGGAAUAUAUGUUGAGCGUGACCGAGACGGAAACGUUGGCUGCCUAUAUGAAACCUCCGUCUAAGUUUACGGGAGGAGGAGGAGACGAGGACGGCCGAGGCCCGGUUAAAGGCUUCGUCGUCAGAGACGCACCUUGGAACGUCCCAGGAAGCAAGGCCCCUGACAUGAGCAGUGCUGAGGACUUCCCCACAUUCGGCUCUGGUGCGGCACCGAAACACACGUCUGCCUGGGGGCCCAAAAAGUUUUGAGAGAGAGAGACAUGGUUUAUUUCCUACAUCUCUCUCUCUCUCUCUCUCUCUCUCUCUCUCCCUCCCUCCCUCCCUCUUCAUCAUGUUUAUUCUUAUAUACAUCAAGGAGAAAUCACAGAACACAUACAUGAGGCUUUUUUUUACCCAUCUCUUUGCACCAGCGGCGGUUCAGCCUCAUGAACUCACAUCUCAUAUCAGGUCUCUCAUUUAAAUGAAAUUUCUCACGUUUUCUUAAACUCCUCCCCCCGAGACGUCUCGCGUCCCAUUCUCCUGUCAUUCUGCACUCUGUCUGAAACAGCUACGAGUUCUCCUGGCACUGAACUUUAUCAUUUCGAGAACCUGUAGUUCACUGUGUGGUCGUUUCACAGCUUUUUGUGCGAAUCAGGGCUUCGUUGAUAAAAACCGCGUGCGCACAAAACUGAUCCGUUUUAACCAGCACGAGAUCUUAGUGUCACGUUUGUCAAACCCGGAGUGGUGCGACGUGUCAGACGGAGUUACCUGACUGCUCUGCUCAAGCUGAAAUCAAACCACAAACCAUACAAGGAGGUGAAACCUCAGGAAUUCUGUCAGGAACAGGAAGCCGGAGCGGAGACGCUCGCUGUCCUCUAUUUUGCCACACGGUGGCGUCAGUUUACAUGAACCGAUCUUCACUCCUGGAUCUUUUAAUCCUGACUGAUGGACUCGAAGUUUACCGUUUUUCCGGUUUCCUUUUCACUUCCUUAUUUAUCCGCACACUUCCUGACACUUUUUGAGGAUGGUUUUGUCCGAACGCAGCGUUUAUAAACGAGCCCUCGGUGAAGCGCUCGGUGCUUUUAGCUGUUCCUUUGUACUGUUAAAAAAAAAAAAAAAGAUUAUUAUUAUUAUUAUUAUUAUUAUUAUUAUUAUUAUUAUUAUUAUUAUUCUCCUACUGAGAUUAAUCUUUAAGUCUAAGUCUUUUAAGUCUUUAAGUCUUAAAAAUCAUUUUUAUUAUGUUUAUUUAUUUAUUUAAUUUAAAAGUCCAGAAUUUCAAAAAGUGUGUGUGUGUGUGUAUUUGUUUUUGUCUCUAACAACGUGAGAGACAAGGAAAAAGAGAAGGAUCGCGUGUAAAUCUUUUUAAAGAUGCAGUUUGUAAUGUUGAAGGACAAAAUGUAAAUUGCAGUCAGAAUAAACCCCGUGAUGAGACUCCCAUCAGCACAACCCGCUCCAAAGUGUUUACUGAACAAGAAAAAGGUCACGGGAUUCAUUUCAGGGCCAUAAAAAUAAAAAUACAAAUAAAAAUAAAAAAGCACAGAUCCGGAGCGAUGACGCGGUCAUGUUGCAGAUUACAGUUUUUUUUUUUUUUAUUGUAUCUGAGAUGCGAGAUGAUCUUCACAUUACAAACCGCACCUUAAAGCGUUUUCAGCUAUUAGGACAUUUUGUGUACAGAUUUAUGAAACCUUUUCAAGAAAAAGACAAAAAAACGCCGCAGACGACGACGAAAGCCACGAGAGCUGCUGAUAAGCUUUUUACUGAUUAUACAACAAAUUCCUACGGUUUUAUUUAGCAGUUUAAUUCUCGGUGCCUCUAGAGUUUAUAGAUUAAGGCUCUGAUUUUCACACUAAUCCACAGAAUAAAAAAUAAUUUCGACCGCAAAAAUAUGUGAAAAAUAAUCAGCAGGGAGACGACGAGCCUGUAAUCACGGUGGAAUCCGUGAGUUUUUGUUUGGGUUUAUUCUCACGAAAGGACAGACAGAGACGAUAACGCUCUCGAACUUCAACCGUAAUUAUGGGAUGUUUUUAUUGUAAUUAAUAUGCAACGCUGCAAUAAACUUGGCAGAUUUUUUUCCUACUCAAAUAAAAACGAUACAAAAAACAAA